Messenger RNA from Eimeria maxima, 1761 nucleotides. RefSeq lists its product as hypothetical. NCBI's taxonomy places the organism in Eukaryota, Apicomplexa, Conoidasida, Eucoccidiorida, Eimeriidae. The transcript is spliced from 2 exons. The record is from RefSeq and is a predicted model, not a curated record. The coding region runs from base 1 to 1761 and encodes 586 amino acids.
AUGCAACGGGAAAUAUCUAAGGAUGCUACUGCUAACCAACAUAGCAGGCUCACACAACAACAGCAGCAGCAGCAGCAGCAGCAACAGCAACAGCAACCGCAAGCCCCUAAAGAAGAGACAUCCGCUUUUGCUGACCUAGGCAACGCCCCCAACGAGUCCAUUGGUCCCCCGGAAGAUGAGACAGCAGAGCAGCAGCAACAGCAGCAGCAGCAGCAGCAGCAGCUGCAGCUGCAGCAGCAGUUGCAGCAAAUGGAUCCAGAUGCGUAUGCUUCUCUAUCAGGAUUUCUUGACGCCCAGGGAUCCAUGGGAUAUUCAGGACAGCAACAGCAGCUGCAGCAACAGCUGCAGCUGCAGCAAAUGCAGCAGCAGCAACAGCAGCAGCCGCAGCAGACUAAGGAUCUGGUUGUAGGUGGACCCAGCUACGUCUUAGGUGGGGGAACGCAUGCAACUGCAGCAACAGCAGCUAGCGCUAGCCAGCUAGCUGAUGCUUCUCUGUCUAGGGGGACUAACCCGUUAGUAGAAGGUGCAUCGUUGCAAGACAUAGCAGCAGCAGCAGCACCAGCAGCAGCAACAACAACACCAUCAGCAACAGCAACAGGAGCAGCCACCGGGGACUGGGGGGGCCCCCAGAGAUCAGGUGGGGGGCCCCCACAGAUGCAAAUGUACCCUACUUCUCUAGGCGGUCUCCAAGUACCUACAAAUAUAUGGAGGCCCUGUGGGGACCCUCAAGGGGUAUUAGAGGGAGGAGACACCAGCACAGCUGCAGCAGCAAAAGGGGGCCCUGAGCUGCUACUUAAACGUGACAACAGCAGCAGCUGCAGCAGCAACAGCUGUAGCAGCAGCUGCAGCAGCACCUGCAGCGGCAGCGGAGGGGGCCUCUCCUCUCUUAGCCCCAUAGAGCCUCCUGCAAAACGUUACCGAUCAGACAGUGGAGACAAUUGCAUGCAAGGUGAGGGGCCCCCAUGGGGGCCCCCUAAUCCUUCUCUUGCUGCUGCUGCUGCUGCUGGUGCUUACCCUAAUACGCAAAGAGGGUAUAUUAACGGGUGUAUAGACAGCUCAUCUAGUGUCUCUCUUAGUCCCUGCGGAGGGAUGGGCUAUGGAGGGAGCCUGUUUAACUUUCCUGCAGCAGCAGGAGCAGCAGGAGCAGCAGGCGAGGGUCCUGCUGCUGCUGUUGCAGCACCCGGAGGACCGCUUGGUCCCUCUGGAGGUGCCUCCGUGCUUGCUGGUGCUGCUGACGGCAGCAGCACCAGCAGACAACGUUGGGGUGCCUGCGGAGGAGACCCUACAGCAGCAGCAGCAGCAGCAGCAGCUGCUGCUGCUGCUGCUGUGAGUUGUCUAAACAACUCGAUCCCCCCACAGGAUUUGCAGGGGACAGUAGGAGGCGUGGGAUCGGGGAACGUCCCUUCUCCCUUCUUAGCCAACAGCAGCAAUGGUGUGGGGUCUGUAGGGAUGUUAUAUCCAUCUGCUGCUGCUGCUGCUGCAUUUGGUCCGUGUGACUCCCAGCUGUCUCUGCAGCAGCAGCAGCAGCAGCAGACGGGUCUUGUAUCUCUAGAUGGUUUCUCUAUGGGUGGUGGUAUACUACCUGAUGGUGUGUACAUGGGGGGCCCCCCUCUAGCUCCUUCAGGUAUCCAGGGAGUUGGUGUUCGUGGAUCGUGUGGGCAACAACAGCAGCAGCAGCAGCACAACAACAAGCAGCAGCAGCCAUACAACAAACCACAGCAACAACCACAGCAACAGCAGCAGCAGCAGCAGCAGCAGUAA